Messenger RNA from Scedosporium apiospermum, 2664 nucleotides. Its product is annotated as Protein arg-6, mitochondrial. Gene Ontology annotation, cellular component: mitochondrial matrix; mitochondrion; cytoplasm. Gene Ontology annotation, molecular function: NADP+ binding; arginine binding; L-glutamate N-acetyltransferase activity, acting on acetyl-CoA as donor. Gene Ontology annotation, biological process: L-arginine biosynthetic process. The record is from RefSeq and is a predicted model, not a curated record. NCBI's taxonomy places the organism in Eukaryota, Fungi, Ascomycota, Sordariomycetes, Microascales, Microascaceae. The transcript is spliced from 2 exons. The coding region runs from base 1 to 2664 and encodes 887 amino acids.
AUGUUGUCCGCCCGCCAAGCGGUCGUUAGGGCCUCGUCGUCCUUGACCACCCGUGCAUUUUUUAGCCGGGCUGCCCUCCUCCAGAAGCAUGCCCUCCGACCCAUCUCGACCUCAACCAUCCGAGGCCGACCUGCUUCCAGCUUACCGAACCCGAACCAGACCCUGAGGGAUGUUGUCGUUCAGACGGUCAAGAAUAUUGGCUCGCAUAGGGAGGGCCAGCAGUAUCUUAAGUACUUUACCUCGGUUUCUUCCGAAUCCUUUGCCAUCAUCAAGGCUGGUGGUGCUAUCCUUACAGAACACCUCGAUGACUUCUGUCAAUCCCUACUGGUCCUUCACCAGCUCGGCCUAUACCCCGUCGUCGUUCAUGGAGCUGGUCCCCAGCUUAACAAGCUCCUCGAGGAUGCUGGCAUCGAGCCUCAGUUUGAGGAAGGCAUCCGCGUGACCGACAAGAAGACCCUCGGCGUCGCCAUGAAGCUGUUCCACCAAGAAAGCCUGAGGCUCUCUGAGGCCCUUAACAAUAUCGGAGUCUCCAACAUGCCUAUUACUACCUCGCUCACCGCCGAUUACCUCGACCGUGACCGCUGGGGUUUCGUGGGAGACGUCACUGAUGUCAACCUUGAGCCCAUCGAGAGGGCCAUCAAGGCCGGCUAUAUCCCAAUUGUCCCCUCCUUGGCCAUGACCAAGGACGGCCAGGUCCUGAACGUUAAUGCCGACGUCACCGCUGCUAGCUUGGCACGUGCCAUGAAGCCCUUGAAGAUUAUCUAUCUCUCCGAGAAGGGAGGACUUUUCCGUGGCGAUAGCGGAGAGCUGAUCAGCGAAAUCUUCCUCGACCAGGAGUACGACGAGCUCAUGGCUCAACCUUGGUGCCAGAGGGGCACCCGCCUAAAGAUCAAGGAGGGCAAGAAGCUACUCGAUACCCUUCCCAGGACCUCCAGUAUCGCCAUUAUCCACCCCGAUGAUCUCCAGACCGAGCUAUUCACCAUCUCCGGUGCCGGUACCCUCAUCCGCCGCGGUGAGAAGGUCGAAGUUGCGUCCUCGCUGUCCGAGAUCAAGGACCUCCCCGCAUUCAAGGCUGCUCUUGCCCGUGGCCAGUCUGCCGACAAGGAGGUCGUUGCUUCCAUUGACAACUACCUUCAGAUGCUCAAGGACCGGCCCUUCAAGGCCUACUAUGACGAUGCAAUGAGCUGCCUCGCCAUUGUCCUCCAGCCCACUGAGAGCCGACCGUUCGCUUCCUGGGUCACCUUGUCUAUUACCAAGCCUGGCUGGUUGACGAACACUGCCGAGAAUGUUUUCCAAGCCAUUGAGAAGAGUAACUCUGACCUUGUGUGGACCGUCAGCAAGAACGACGAGAACUUGUCGUGGUUCUUCGACCGAUGUGAUGGCAGCUUCUGUAUCGACGACGUUGUCCUAUUCUGGCGUGGAUUCAGGCUUGAGAAGUAUUCUGAACUAUCUCCUAUCCUCGAUGAGGUCCAGGCUCUCGGCCGCAUCAGCCUUGGCGAGCCCUCCGCCGCCGAGAAUGACGCUCCCCCCGCAAAGGCCACAACCACGAAGAACUCUUCGCCCAGCGCCCAGCAAACCCGAGCCUUCUCCACCUCCACCCGCCCUCGCGCCUUCCAGUCCGCCCGCCCUACCCAGGCCAGGACCUAUGUUACCGAGACCAAUCCCAACCCCCCGCUUGGUAAGAAGAACGCUUCUGCCGACAGGCCCGCUCGCGUAGCGCUCAUCGGUGCCCGUGGUUAUACCGGCCAGGCUCUCAUUGAUCUCAUCAACACUCAUCCCUACCUCGACUUGACCCAUGUCUCGUCCCGCGAGCUUGCCGGUCAGAAGCUCAAGGGUUACGACAAGCGUGAAGUCAUCUAUGAAAACCUGAGCCCUAAGGACGUACGGGAUCUCCAAAAGAGCGGUGAGAUUGACUGCUGGGUCAUGGCUCUUCCCAAUGGCGUCUGCAAGCCUUUCGUUGAGGCCGUCUAUGAGGGCCAAAAGAGCUCAAACAACAAGAGCGUAAUUGUUGACCUCUCUGCCGACUACCGAUUCGACAACACGUGGACUUAUGGCCUUCCCGAGCUCACCAAGCGAGCCGAUAUUCAGCAAGCUCACCAGAUUUCCAACCCCGGCUGCUACGCCACGGCUGCACAGCUCGCCAUCGCGCCCCUUGUCGAGCACCUCGGUGGACAGCCCACCAUCUUCGGUGUUUCUGGAUACUCGGGAGCCGGAACCAAGCCUUCGCCUAAGAACGACGUCGAGCUGUUGGCGAAUAACAUUAUCCCCUACAGCUUGACUGACCACAUCCAUGAGCGGGAGAUUGGCCACCAGCUCGGCGUCCCCGUGGCCUUCACCCCCCAUGUCGCCUCGUGGUUCCGCGGCAUCCACCACACCAUCAACAUCCCCCUCAACAAGACCAUGACGUCUCGAGAUAUCCGUCAGAUCUACCAGGAGCGUUACGCGGGUGAGAAGCUCGUCAAGGUCAUUGGCGAGGUCCAGGUCAAGUCCAUCAUGAACCAACACGGCGUCGAGAUUGGCGCAUUCACCGUCCACAGCAGCGGAAAGCGGGUAGUUGUCUGCGCCACCAUCGACAACCUGCUCAAGGGUGCCGCCACCCAGUGCUUGCAAAACAUGAAUCUUGCUCUCGGAUUCGCCGAGUACGAGGGUAUCCCCACCAUGUAA